AUGUGCUACGCCAUCGUAGGGAUUCCACUUGGCCUCGUAAUGUUCCAGAGCAUCGGUGAGAGAGUGAACAAACUUUCCUCAGUAGUGAUCCGUAAUGUGAAACGUUUGCUCGGUUGUCGGAACAUUGAAGCGUCCGAGAUAAACCUGAUAUUCGUAGUGACGACCCUAUCAAGCCUCACGAUUGCCGGGGGCGCAGCGGCGUUCAGCCGCUAUGAAGGAUGGUCCUACUUCGACUCUGUCUACUAUUGCUUCAUCACCCUGACGACAAUCGGGUUCGGGGAUAUGGUCGCCCUCCAGAAGGACGACGCCCUCGACAAGAAACCCGAAUAUGUGGCCUUUUCCUUGGUCUUCAUCCUCUUCGGCUUGGCCAUAGUCGCUGCUUCGCUCAACCUCCUAGUCCUCAGUCUAUUCUAUAAUGAUAUUUAUAAUGACUACUUCACCAAUUGA
Messenger RNA from Nezara viridula (southern green stink bug), 447 nucleotides. The record is from the annotation of a GenBank genome assembly. Lineage: Eukaryota; Metazoa; Arthropoda; Insecta; Hemiptera; Pentatomidae.